CACGAAAGAGUCAACAUUAAGUAAACAUGUGUACACGGUUUUAUUUGAACUUGACAGGAUUUAUGAUGCUUCUUUUCGUAGUUUCGGCUGAGUAUACGCUUUGUCCAGACGGGUGGAUGGCUGAACAUGGCUCCUGCUAUUACUUCAACGAAGUUCCACACAACUUUACAGAAGCGCAGCGCGCCUGUAGAGACAUGGGAGCACAUUUGGUUCAUAUUGAAAGUAUUGAUGAAAAUAAUUUCAUAAAAGACAGGGUUAGACAUGAAUAUCCACAGACGAAUUGGUGGAUAGGAUUGGUCGAUUAUGUCCAAGAGGGUUACUGGAUGUGGGCUGAUGACCUGGCUCAUCUUCAAGAAUUUGAAGACUGGGCACCGGGUGAACCAAACGCUUCUUCCGAUGUUGAGAACUGUGGUGAAUUACAUCGGAACCUGAACUUCCAAUGGAAUGACUACGAAUGUCACUGGCCUAUUAACUCCAUCUGCGAAAUGAACCGCCAAAGCAGCGAAGUGAUUGUGGGAUAAGUCUUGCUGGAGCAGGAACUAGCAGAAAACGGAAAUAGUUAUCAAGUGUUCAUUUGUCAGUAUUGACGUGUGUU
Mya arenaria is the source of this 595-nucleotide messenger RNA. Its product is annotated as perlucin-like. The record is from RefSeq and is a predicted model, not a curated record. Lineage: Eukaryota; Metazoa; Mollusca; Bivalvia; Myida; Myidae. The transcript is spliced from 6 exons. Bases 27 to 521 code for a protein of 164 amino acids.